Rhododendron vialii is the source of this 986-nucleotide messenger RNA. Its product is annotated as probable phospholipid hydroperoxide glutathione peroxidase. Gene Ontology annotation, molecular function: glutathione peroxidase activity. NCBI's taxonomy places the organism in Eukaryota, Viridiplantae, Streptophyta, Magnoliopsida, Ericales, Ericaceae. Gene Ontology annotation, biological process: response to oxidative stress. Gene Ontology annotation, cellular component: cytosol. The transcript is spliced from 6 exons. Bases 243 to 752 code for a protein of 169 amino acids. The record is from RefSeq and is a predicted model, not a curated record.
UAUUGCUUUGACUCUCUCUCUCUCUCUCUCUCUAAAACUUCACACAUAUAUUGCUUUGACUCUCUCUCUCUCUCUCUCUCUCUCUCUCAUAUAUAGCUUUGUUCACUAACCGAAUAAAUCCAACAGUAACGAGGCAAAUUCCUUGCCUUCUGAAACAAACCCAUCAAAUCCCUUUGCUUUGUUCGCCAUUUGUUGUGAGAGUUAUUAUCGUGUGAGAGAUCAAGAUUCAGAAGAAUAAAGAAAUGGCAAGCCAAUCGGAGAAGCCCCAAUCAGUUUACGAGUUCACCGUCAAGGACACGAAGGGGAAUGAUGUGGAUCUUAGCAUUUACAAGGGCAAGGUCCUGCUGAUUGUGAAUGUCGCCUCACAAUGUGGCUUGACCAAUUCAAAUUACACAGAGUUGAGCAAGUUAUACGAGAAGUACAAGGAUCAAGGGUUAGAGAUUUUGGCAUUCCCAUGCAAUCAGUUUGGUGGCCAGGAGCCAGGAGAUAAUGAGCAGAUUAUGCAAUUCGCAUGCACUCGCUUCAAGGCUGAAUUUCCCAUAUUCGACAAGGUUGAUGUGAAUGGUCAGAAUGCGGCUCCAUUGUACAAGUUCCUGAAGUCCAGCAAAGGUGGAUUUCUUGGGGACAGCAUAAAGUGGAAUUUCUCCAAAUUCUUGGUUGAUAAAGAAGGAAAUGUUGUUGAUCGUUUUGCACCUACAACUUCUCCUCUUAGCAUUGAGAAGAAGAUAAAGAAACUACUUGGUAUCUCUUGAGUGUUAAGUUCUGAUUGCUUCUUCCCCAUUCGGCAAUAAAAUUGUUUGAACCUUCUCAUCACGUAAAUGUUGAACCUCAUCGGCUAUUGAGGUGAUAUUCAUGUAAAGGUUGGAUUCUGUAAUAAUGUUUUUUUUUUUUUUCCUGAACGUAUAUGCUAUUGUUCACAUUAUGAGGAGGAUGUAUUGAAUUCAUCACGGUAUUUAUAUGUCAUCAAGCAGUUCAUCUUUGGAACA